UACAAUCUGAUUGGUCAGGUUCGGGGGUUUGUCGAGAAGGGGCCAGGAAGUUUGUCCCAGCUGGGAGAAAUAUUGUGACGAACUGCAGAGGUAAAGCUCCUUCCUUGACCGCUGUGUAGAUUUCUCUCUGAAACUCUCUGAUCAGAAUUGUAAACUGCACAGUGACAAAGUGUUGACGUUUUAGCAUUGCCGCAGAUAUCAAGACCGCUUCCUGCCUAAAUGUCAAGCUUAGUAAACGCGUGUCAUGGUUGUGUAUCUAUAUCUCAUCUCAGGUUUGCAAGCGCUGAUGAUCAUGUCACUGCAGGGAGAUCCAGAGUAGGAGAUGCUUGCAGCCCUGCGUCUGGCUGUAGUGGCUGUCCCUAUGGGUGUGCUGCUGUCCCGCACCAUGGCGUGGAUGUCCAGUGGCAAGACACAUGGAGAGCUCGUCAGCAGGUUGAGAGGUAGGCCGAGGAUUGUAGCAUGAAUCUGUUGAGUGUUAAAAAAAGUGAUUUAUUGUUCAAAAAAGAAAAGAAAACAUGUUGAGCCAGGUCCAAAACUUUGCCUUCAAAUGAAAAGGUGAUAUGCUGAAAUGAGGUUAAAACAGGAUGAGUGAAAUGGUGAAAAAUGGUCAACAGAAAAUUAUCAGAGCUUACCAAAAACCAUUGUCUGACUACACCAGUGAGAUCUCAAUAACCUGCCAAACAUAUCAAAACCACACCCCUCAGUGACGAUUCCCCAAAGUGACGUACCUAGUAGAAGUCAAACUCAACAAAUAUACUUUGGCUCCUACAUGAAGGCUCAAGGACUGAAAUGUCAGUCUUUUUUGAAAAUAAUAUACCAUAAUAGAGUUUGACAGUUGACCACUCACUCUUGUCCUGACCUGUCCUGAAAUGGUCUUUUUUCUUCCUAAAUAUUUAAUGUGUCUUUCUUCUUUGUCCUCCAGAUCAUGGGGUGAUCCACAGUGACCAAGUGUUUAAUGCCAUGCUGGCGACAGACAGAGGGAUCUACUCUAGAGACUACCCAUACGCAGACUCUCCUCAGUCUAUAGGUAUUCAUUCCAGUUAUUCCUCGUUGACAAAUAUACACACAUUUCUUAUUUAUGUUGCAACAUCUAUCAUCUGUCUUGUUAAAUUUUCUUAUCAGGUUUCAGAGCAACCAUCAGCGCACCACACAUGGUGAGUAAGAAUAGCUUACAUAUUGGACUUUAUGAAUCAUUUUUGUAACACAUGAUUUAUGAGUGUUGUCCUGGUCUGACAGCAUGCUCAUGCUUUGGAGCUCUUAAGUGACAAACUAACUGAGGGGGCGUCAGCUUUAGAUGUGGGGUCAGGAAGCGGAUAUCUCACCGCCUGCUUUGCAAGAAUGGUAAGCUACUCAUAAACCUCGCCCUAUUUCUUCCUCACAUUUACUGCUGACUUUAAAUGGCUGAUGGCUUCUGUAUUUUGUUGUUGUUUGCAGACCGGGCCCACUGGUAGGGUGGUUGGCAUUGAACACAUUGAUGAACUGGUUCAGAUGUCAAUAAAAAAUGUGCAAGCAGAUGACCCAGAACUGCUCACCUCUGGACGAAUCAAACUAGUGGGUAAGUCAGAAAACCUAAUCUUCUGUUGAAUUUAAUGUGGACACUGUAAAAGUACAAGACACUAAAAAAGGUCCUUCUACAUGUGUCCACAGUGGGAGAUGGGAGACUCGGCUACCCAGAGGGAGCACCAUAUGAUGCCAUUCAUGUUGGAGCAGCUGCAGCUACAGUUCCCAAGUCUGUAAGGACGCAUACUGUUUUUACUAUCAUGGGGGAAAAAAGAUAAAAUAGAGUAGUGGAAAUCAUGCAGUUAGUCAACUCCACCCAAAGUCAUUUUCUGCCCUCUUUGUUUCAAAGCUUUUGGAGCAGCUGAAGCCUGGAGGUCGGUUGGUUCUCCCAGUAGGCCCUGAUGGUGGCAGUCAGGUGCUCGAACAGUACGAUCGGCAAAGUGAUGGGACCUUUCUCAAGAAAGCCUUGAUGGGAGUAAUUUAUGUUCCUCUGACUGACAAGAGGCGCCAGUGGCCUGGGUACUAGUUUAUAAACACUACAUCAGUAAAUGAGUUCAACUGUAUGCAGAGGAAGAAAGCUGCUCAUAAUUUUAACAAACCUUUUUUUAGGGUUCCUAUGCAAUCUUUUGAGUUAAUAGUGCCAUAAUGAGCCACAUCCAUCCAUAUGAUUUUAUAUCCAUUGCCAUCCUUCCUUUUCUCCUCAGAGGUGAGCUCUGACUGCAGUGUGGUUGCCCCUGCAGGAGGUGGCGUUGGUGCUGCGUCUCUGGGGCCCCGUAACACUCCUUGAGGAUCCACUGAGCUGCAGUCUUCAACAGCCACUUGCUCCACUGGGUUGUCGCCUUGUAGUAUGAAAAGGGGAUCUCUGUUUGCCCAACCAGGUUGUCUUCCAAGAGUGCUUAAACAGUGAAUGACUCAAUAGGUAACCACCACUGGACUAGAAUCCUUUGAGUCAGCUGUAAGGAUUAAGUGGAAGAGAGGGUGUAAGAGAUGCAGCUGACUCAGUAAAGUUCAGUAGUGAAGUGAGAUGUAAUCAGAGCUUGAAAAGCUUCAGCAUGUUUAUUUUUCUGGAUACUUGAGGGAAAUUCCGAUGAAUGGUUAAUUUUUUGUGUGUUGUAUGAGUAAUCUUACAAGGAAAGUUUGUUAGAUUUAAAGUGGGGUUGCAUGGGUUAUUUGUCAAAAGUUGUUGUUUUAGCCACAGUCAGCCACUUUGUUGAGAAACCAGCUUGAGAACAUCCAUGCUAAGCUAACAACUGCUGCAGAUGGAGUCAGCACUAUCAGUUACUUAACUCAGUCUAAGGAACUCCAACCCAAACACUCAUGUUGAUGUGGUCCAUUUGGAUUUUUUCAGCAUAUCACUCUCCUGUCAGAAAGCCCAUUCACCCUUUUACUACUUACCGAACACAUACAAGUCCUUUUCUGCAGCUGUUGAUAGCCCAGCUUUCGCCCUGGUUUUCAACAGGGGGGGUCAAGCCAACAAGUACCUCAGAAAACCAUUCAGAAAAACAAACUAUCCCUUUAGGAGAAUCAUUUGGUUGGUUAUGAAUGCAGUUAUCAUAAAAAGCCAUUCAAUUUUAAUAAAAAGUGAGUAGAUUAACAAAGUAAUAUAUUUUUAGGGUUAAUCAUACUCUUUGCUGAUUUCAUUUACAAUAUUCAUAGGAUACCGCUCUGUAAUGUGGGGGAGAAUGAGGCAUUGUGCCAAAAAUAAUUGAUUUUAUUUGUAAACACCCUACUACUGCUAAGUGUAUGCUUACAACAUUUAUCAAUAAAAUCAGCUUGGUCGAUUCUUA
Xyrichtys novacula (pearly razorfish) is the source of this 3287-nucleotide messenger RNA. NCBI's taxonomy places the organism in Eukaryota, Metazoa, Chordata, Actinopteri, Labriformes, Labridae. The record is from the annotation of a GenBank genome assembly.